Molecule: messenger RNA, 995 nt
Organism: Lipotes vexillifer (Yangtze River dolphin)
Lineage: Eukaryota; Metazoa; Chordata; Mammalia; Artiodactyla; Lipotidae
Gene: KLF8
Product: KLF transcription factor 8
Exons: 4
Coding region: 125-943 (272 amino acids)
Biological process (GO): regulation of transcription by RNA polymerase II
Molecular function (GO): RNA polymerase II cis-regulatory region sequence-specific DNA binding; DNA-binding transcription factor activity, RNA polymerase II-specific
Source: RefSeq, a predicted model, not a curated record
GCGCGCUGUCAGACAGGGGCGGGUGUGAGGGAAACAGCUGUCUUGCGAUCAGGAGUAUGAGCCUCUCAGAGGACCGCAUGAGCUCCGGACACUUCAGGAGUCUCCAGCUAGUGACAAGGGCGAUAUGGAUCAACUCAUAAACAACUUGGAGGUCCAACUUAAUUCAGAAGGUGGCUCAAAGCAUAUAUUCAAACAGGUCACUGGCCCUGUUAAAAUUAGAGAUUCCCUUAAGGCAGCAGACAGAGGUAAUAUGACAUCUCCACCACUCCUGGAUGCCAACCCCAUGGAGAACCCAGCACUGUUAAAUGACAUCAAGAUUGAGCCCCCAGAAGAACUUCUGGCUAAUGAUUUCAACCUGCCCCAGGUGGAACCAGUUGACCUCUCCUUUCACAAGCCAAAGUCUCCUCUUCAGCCUGCCAGUAUGCUGCAAGCUCCAGUACGUCCUCCCAAGCCACAGUCUGCUUCCCAGACACUUGUAGUAUCCACUUCAACAUCAGACACAGGCACUUCAGCAAACAUCCCUACUGUUCUGACCCCAGGCUCUAUCCUGGCCUCCUCUCAGGGCACUGGUGGUCAGCAGAUCUUACAUGUGAUUCACAGCAUCCCCUCAGUCAAUCUGCCAAAUAAGAUGGGUAGUCUGAAGGCCAUCCCAGUGAUGGUGCAGUCACUGCCCAUGGUGUAUACUACUUUGCCUGCAGAUGGGAGCCCUGCAGCCAUUACAGUCCCACUCAUUGGAGGAGACGGCAAAAAUGCUGGAUCAGGAGAGAAGCCUUAUAAAUGCACCUGGGAUGGCUGCUCCUGGAAAUUUGCUCGCUCAGAUGAGCUAACCCGCCAUUUCCGCAAGCACACAGGCAUCAAGCCUUUCCGGUGCACAGACUGCAAUCGUAGCUUUUCUCGCUCUGACCACCUGUCUCUGCACCGCCGGCGCCAUGACACCAUGUGAGCGGCACAGACUGCACUAGAAGAGCUGCACUGGUCUCUUUCUUGUGUGUGUG